Fusarium proliferatum ET1 is the source of this 186-nucleotide messenger RNA. RefSeq lists its product as uncharacterized. The coding region runs from base 1 to 186 and encodes 61 amino acids. The transcript is spliced from 4 exons. Lineage: Eukaryota; Fungi; Ascomycota; Sordariomycetes; Hypocreales; Nectriaceae. The record is from RefSeq and is a predicted model, not a curated record.
AUGGUGUUGAGAAUAAACUCAAUUCCUUAUUUUUGUGUUCACAUCAAAGUAGGGCUCUUAGUCGUCGAAGAAACUCAACCAACGCCUACUAUACAUAUCAUCUCGAAGCGAUCUUCGGAAUCUAUCCCCGCUGCCGGUGACUGGGGAUGGGCUGAUGGGGAACCCAAAACUGGGUUAACGCUGUAG